Klebsormidium nitens is the source of this 1263-nucleotide messenger RNA. Lineage: Eukaryota; Viridiplantae; Streptophyta; Klebsormidiophyceae; Klebsormidiales; Klebsormidiaceae. The record is from the annotation of a GenBank genome assembly.
AUGGGCUCACUAUCGAUCAGCACUCUCUGCCGACCGGUCGAAGACCAACCUGCACCCACUAUCAGAUUUGAGGCGCCAGAAACGUGCCCCUUCCUCAAGAAAGUCCUGGAGUGCACUGCCUCAGGCACUGUUUACGAGAAGCUUGAUGUGCUUCAAGGCCUACAGUCCGCCCUGCCAAACCCUUUCGAGGAGCACAUUGGCACGGGGGUUGGAGCAGCGACGUACCUGCUGGAGAACGGUUUGCUUGGGGAGGUUUUGAGGGGUCUGGAGGAGGCCGCCAAUGGAAACUGGGUGGAGAGGCUGUACCUGCUCGAGACGGCCGACUACCCGGGCCCGUGCACCAAUGGAACAAUGGAUGCAUUUGUCUUUGCCACAGGGGGGGCGCUUCUAAGCACGCUCCAUACUCUGCUCAUCUGGUCUCACGGCGUCAAGCGGAGCCUAGCCAGGCGUGCCGUGUUCCUGAACUGCAUUCUCAGAAGGGUCGGGGAGUAUUUUUACGAUGGGAGAUACGUGAACGAGGCGCUGAUGGUCGUCCUUUGGCCGGCGCCUCACAUGCUCCCCCGCACAUUGGAAAGGAUUGCACCACUGUGCCUUGCAGCGGUGAACCAUCUGAGCGAGAGCGAGUCUCGGCACGAGAUUGAGACUGUACUGGUUAUCCUUCACAAACUUGCCGCCUUCAACCUCCCGUUCCUCUGCUCCCACUUCUUCACCGAUCGCGAGUUUCUAGAUUGUGCCAGGGCGCUUGCUGCCUGCUCCAGCCUCAGUGUCUUCUCAAAACGUUUUGGGGAGGCAGUAUUGUGGAGCGAGGUUCAGAGGAAGGGGGGUGUGCAACUAAACCAAACAGAUUACAUCAGGCUAAUGGGAGGGAAGACAACUGAGGAGGAGCGACGCAAGAUAAGGAAGGGGAUCAUGAAGAGCCGGCCCAUGUUGGCUCGGUCACGGACUCUCUCCCAGAUCUGUGCGACGGAAAAGUCACGCCUAACCUCACUCCUUGAUCGCGAGCUUGGGGAAGAUAACGGGAUUGAGGAGAAUAGUAGCGUUCGAUCAGGUCAGGAGCCUGGUCCACAAGAGCCAGGCAAAGCCAGAUCUUUCAAGUUGAUCACGCAUCCGCUGAGGCAGUGUUCCGCACCUGAUUGCAAGAACGUCGAGGAGCGGUCAAAAGAGUUUGCGAGUUGUAGCCAGUGUAAGCUCACAGCGUAUUGCAGCAGGGCCUGUCAGAAAAGAGCAUGGAAGGCAGGCCAUAGCGCUGUUUGCGAACAGUAA